GAUUCUUUGUGUUCAAGCAAACAAAUAGCCGGAGAGCCUUAAUCGGGUACUGAACCAUUUUCUACAAAAUCAUUACUACGGACAUCAAACUUUCAAAUAGCCCGCUGAAUCUUAUAAGAGGUCUUGCAAUCGUAGCCGGCGAAGCAAGUGGGAGGACGACGUAGCGAUAGCGAUUUAGCAUUUGCAGUUUAGGGGGAGGGUAGCCUCACCACUGGACUAGAUGAGUGGGAGAGCGGCAAAGUGGACACCAAGGGCAUCUGUCCAUCGGAACAUUUAAAAACGAGUUUCAGCACCUUGACUCGGUGUGGUGUCCAGCAGAUAAUCGAGCCUUAUUUAAGAAUGCUCUGAAUGCUCACAGGCAAAUCAGCGGCUGGUCAGUGUGGAGAUGAAGCAGGACCUGCUGUUGCCGGGCAACACCAGCACCAUUGCCAGCAGGGGCCAUCAAAGGCGGCAGCGAUCAGCAACGGCACCGACCGCUGCCUCUACCCCCACGACCAUCAUCGCCCCGCCAACCUCACCAGGUAGCACCCCCUCUUCCUCCUCCAACUCCUCAUCUUCCUCGGUCCGCACCAGCGUGGAGGAAGGGCCUGAGGAUGAAGGAAUGCUGGAGCCAGUGGCAGCCGAGGAGGAAGAGGAGGAGGAGGAGGAGGAAAGGGAGGCAGAAAGCGAGCAGGGCCGUGAUGAGGGAGGAGAUGAUGAUAGAGAUGAUGAUGAUGAUGAGGAGGAGGACGAGGAGGGUGAAGAACCUCAACAGGACAGUUUAGCAAGGGAAGGGUCAGACGUUGGGGGCGAGAGCUGCACAUGCCAUGGCGAAGAACACGAUGACGAUGACGGUGACAAUAUUGAGGACAAUGACAGCGGACAUUUUGCUCAACAGUUGGAGAUGGAGGGACAGUGUGGUGAGCAACACGAUGAAGAAGAGGUGGAGGAGGAAGAGGAGAAUGACUGCUACAACUCUGAGCACUCUGAGGGAAGUUUAGGAGAGGACGACGAGGAGGAAGAGGACGAGGGGACUGAGGAAGAUGAGGGAAGGACGGAUGGGACUUCUUCACACACAAGUCACGGCACAGAUGAUGGCAGGAGCAGUGACUGUCCAAAGGGACUGCAGAACAAACGCUCCAACGCCAGCCUUCUCCUGAUGAAGAGGAAGUUGGACCAAGGCGAGGUCCGAUCCUUCCCUACAGGAAAGAAACCCAAGGGCUCAGACUAUUCAAGCCCUGUUGGUCUCGUUCCAUACUCGUCCACUCCCACCACGUUCGGGGACCUCCGAGCCGCCACUGGACAGGGGCUUCAGCGACGGCGUAUCACUUUAGUCCCGCCUCCGGCUGGCAUGCAGGAUUGGCUUCACACCUUCCAGACAUGGUCGGGUCCUGAGAGGCUGUUGGCUCUGGAUGAGCUGAUUGACAGCUGCGAGCCGUCUCAGGUGAAGCACAUGAUGCAGGUGAUCGAGCCGCAGUUCCAGAGAGACUUCAUCUCACUGCUGCCCAAAGAGCUGGCUCUGUAUGUGCUGUCAUUCCUGGAGCCCCGCGCCCUGCUGCAGGCGGCUCAGACCUGCAGGUACUGGAGGAUCCUGGCAGAGGACAACCUGCUGUGGAGAGAAAAAUGCAGAGAGGACGGCAUAGAUGAGCCGCUGCAUGUUAAGAGGAGAGGGCUGAUGAAGCCGUGUUUCACUCACAGCCCCUGGAAGAGCGCCUUCAUCCGCCAGCACAGGAUAGACACCAACUGGAGGAGAGGAGACCUGCGCUCGCCCAAGGUGUUGAAAGGUCACGACGAUCAUGUGAUCACCUGCCUGCAGUUCUGCGGAAACCGGAUAGUCAGCGGCUCAGACGAUAACACCCUCAAAGUGUGGUCAGCCAUUACUGGAAAGUGUUUGCGGACGCUGGUGGGACACACGGGCGGCGUGUGGUCAUCCCAGAUGCAGGACAGCACCAUCAUCAGUGGCUCGACCGACCGCACACUGAAAGUGUGGAACGCCGAGACGGGCGAGUGCGUGCACACGCUGUACGGACACACCUCCACUGUGCGCUGCAUGCACCUGCACGGCAAGAGGGUGGUGAGCGGUUCGCGGGACGCCACGCUGCGCGUGUGGGACGUGGAGUCGGGCCAGUGCCUGCACGUGCUCAUGGGCCACGUGGCGGCGGUGCGCUGCGUCCAGUACGACGGGCGGCGCGUGGUCAGCGGCGCCUACGACUUCAUGGUCAAGGUGUGGGACCCCGAGACGGAGACGUGCCUGCACACGCUGCAGGGCCACACCAACAGGGUCUAUUCACUGCAGUUCGAUGGCAUCCACGUGGUGAGCGGUUCUCUGGACACGUCCAUCCGCGUGUGGGACGUGGAGACGGGUAACUGCGUCCACACGCUCACCGGCCACCAGUCCCUCACCAGCGGCAUGGAGCUCAAGGACAACAUCCUGGUCUCGGGCAACGCCGACUCCACCGUCAAGAUCUGGGACAUCAAAACCGGACAGUGCCUUCAGACUCUACAAGGGCCUCACAAACACCAGAGCGCUGUCACGUGCCUCCAGUUCAACAAGAGCUUUGUGGUGACUAGCUCGGACGACGGCACGGUCAAGCUGUGGGACCUGCGCACGGGCGAAUUCGUGCGUGACCUGGUGAGCCUGGAGAGCGGCGGCAGCGGCGGCGUGGUGUGGCGUAUCCGCGCCUCCAACACCAAACUGGUGUGCGCCGUGGGCAGCCGCAAUGGCACAGAGGAGACCAAGCUGCUGGUGCUGGACUUCGACGUGGACAUGAAGUGAAGGGGCAGAGGCCGUGUGGCCAGCUGUGACUGAAAUACCAACGACUCGGUCCCUGUGGAGAGGGGGGCGUAUGAGACCGAGUUACCCCCCCCCCCCCUCACCCCCCUCAAAAAAACAUGGAGGUGAUGGGGAAGUGGAGUUCUUAUUGACAGUUUCGAGAUCACCUCAAGAACGUAGCGGGAGGCAACAGAUUAUGCCAGAAUGUUCUAGAAUUCCGUUUCCACAUCACCUCCAGUCCCUGCCCCUUCUCCUCGGCUGGCACCGCCCUUUGGACUGAGACCCCAAUCAAAAAAAAGGGAUGGUCGGCUAGCGCUGAAGCACUGACUUAAAACUGAUACAAAGGCCAAAAUUUCUCCAUCUCCCUCUACUGGUGUGGAGAUGUAUUGCACAGAAACUCAUCGCUCUCCGAACAGCCUGGUUUAGCUAUGUGGGGGGAUGUGAGUAUAAGGUACUGUAGUGAAUGUAGGCUUCUUCAAGAGACAUUUAAUACCAAGCCAGGCUGUGGAUUGACUGCUGUACAAAACAAGUCUACACGAAAGAGAGAGAGAAAAAGAAAAAAAAACUUCAAACACGGACGUUUUGUCACGCCAUAGUAAAUAUUGUAUAAAGGAAAAACAUGCUGAAAUGGAUGUAAAUUGUUUUCUAAAGAGAAUAUGAAUAUUGCUUCUUAUGGGGGUGGGUCAGGGCAUGAAAAAAAGUAUAUAUGUGGCAACAGCCUUUAAAAAAAAAAAAACUCACCUCAUCAUUUUUUACAAAGUUCACUUAUUUGCCGCUGUGUCGUCUCUCGACAUCUUUUGAGGACAUCCUGUACUGUGAAAGUUUGAUCGUUCUUGCAUUGUCACUCAUCAAGACGAGGAAGAAAAAUAAUCCAUGCCACAACACCCAUCCUGUUCUACCAUACUUGCCAAGAAACUCACCGAGUUUCACAGUGUUAUUACCCCCCCCCAUCCCUAGUCUCCUCCCUCGCUCUCCUCCUUCUCAUUCUUUCUCUCGCUCUCUCUUUCUCAGCUUACUUGGUCAAGUUUGUGGAACCGCUCUAUAUCCUCUAUGGCCAAACCUGCUGAAAUGGUCUGCUGCUACUAAGAAGACCUUCUUUUUUUAAUCAAUGCUGUUUUCAUGGCUGUGACGUUUUAGUCCCAGGAUGAAUAACUUCCAAACCAGACGUUGCUGUGUUGACUUUGUCCUUUUCGUUUGUGCCAUUGAUACUGAAGCCAAAUGUGCCUCUAAGAGGCUAACGGUGAUUGACAGGUGGUGAGCGUGCUUGUGGUGCUGUGUGUGUACUUGUCGAAUGAAAGCUAGUCGGUUGAAAGCUGUGAGUGAAUGAAUGUGCUCCAUCUUGUGCUCCGUUUCUGAGAUGUAUGGCUUUUUGUUAAACGCAAGGAGGAUGUAAUGGCAUUGGUUACUUAUUGAUGGUGAUUUAUUUUUAUUUAUUAUUGUAUAUGGCCACUGUGACUGUGUUUUGCUUUCUCAGUGUCUGAUCUUGUUAUGACUAUGAACGCAAGACUUUUAGCUAAGCUGGCCAUCCACAUAGGCUACUCUCCGUGUUAAUUGCCAUACACCAGUCAAUCUGAACUGUGACAUGUAAUUGAGCAUUGCUCUCCUUCACAACCGUUUUCUUUUCUUUACUUUUCUUGCCCCUCAUCCUAUCCCCCCCCACCCCCCUACCCCAACAACCCUGGUUUAUGUUCUGUUCUGGUUUGUGAAAUCAGAUGAGUCUGGCUUGAUGUUUCAUUCGAAAGGUGGGAUUAGGAAAAAAAAGGAUCAUCUUAUCAUUUGAUCCAUGACAUUUUUUAAUCAUUAUUGUUAUUUUCUUAUAAAUUAUAAAGUGCAAUAAAUUGUGCGGUAUCAUUUUUCAA
Molecule: messenger RNA, 4611 nt
Organism: Clupea harengus (Atlantic herring)
Lineage: Eukaryota; Metazoa; Chordata; Actinopteri; Clupeiformes; Clupeidae
Product: F-box/WD repeat-containing protein 7
Biological process (GO): ubiquitin recycling; proteasome-mediated ubiquitin-dependent protein catabolic process
Cellular component (GO): nucleus; cytoplasm
Molecular function (GO): ubiquitin binding
Source: RefSeq, a predicted model, not a curated record